CCCACUAAAGCCCGCACGUCGCGGCGAUCCCCCCCGCCCCUGGAGCCGCUCUAACCAUUGGACGGCGCUGCCGGAGCGGGGCCGGCGGCUCCUGCCCCUUUAACACCCCGGGGGCGGGCCCUGCGGGGGGGCGGAGGCCGCUCCCUGUCCCGGUGCGGAGGCGACGGCGGUAGCGCUCUGCUGCGGCCAUGUGGGACCCCAGCGCAGGCCAGCCCGGCCCCGCCUACCCCCCCGGAUCGGGCCCCGCCUACCCCCCGGGGCCAAACCCGGCUUACCCCCCGGGGCCAAACCCCGCUUACCCCCCGGGAUCCAUCCCAGCUCCCCCCCUGGGGCCAAAUCCCACCUACCCCCAGGGCCCGAUGCCCCCCAGCUCCUACCCCAUGCCCCCCGGCCCCGGCCAGCCCCCCUACCUGCCAGGCCAGCCAGUGCCUCCCCCCUACCCCGGGGGCCCUUACCCCCCGAUGUGCCCCGGGGUGCCGGCGGGGAUGGGCAUUGUCGCCCCCCUGGUGCCCGGGGCCCCUGCGCUGGAUAAGAAGGCGGCGAAGAAGAUGAAGAAGAAGAUGAAGAAGGCGCACAAGGGGCACAAGCCACACAAGCUGCACGGGAAGCGCUCCUCCUCCUCAUCCUCCAGCAGCUCCUCCGACUGAGCCCGCCCGCCCGCCGCAGCUUGCCAGGAGAUGCAACCUUUGCCCGCCUGCGGAAGCCAAGCCCCUGGAUCAUCCCACUCCCUGAGGCCCCAGGCCGAGGCCCUGCCGCGCUGGGAUCAGGGCUAAAAGCAGGCGCCAGGCACCAGAGCCAGGAUCCGGCCGGGAUCUGGGGUGAUCCACUCAAUCCCUGGUGGCCUCAGCAACCUGGGGCCUGCUCACAAGCCAGAAGGAAAUCCAGACCCCCCCCUCCCCCAGCCAAUCCCUUCCUCCCUGCACUGUGUAGCUUCACCCGAUUGGCUGCUUUGAUGCUGGGGGAGGGGGGUGUUAUGGAUUGGCCAAGGGGAUCUUUUUAGGGGUCCCAGUGGGGGGAAUUGACCAAUCCCAGGCUCGCUCUUGUGAUCUAGUGCAGCCUGGACGCUGCCUACCUCACGGUCAGGACUGGGCAGGACAAGGCCCUGCCUGGUCCUCAGCCCCAGACCUGCACUGGGGGCGACUGGGUGGGGGCGCGAGCUCCCUCCGGGCUCCGCAGCGCUUGCCUUGCACUCGCCUUUCAAUAAAGCCUCUUGGUUUCAACCCC
Molecule: messenger RNA, 1224 nt
Organism: Alligator mississippiensis (American alligator)
Lineage: Eukaryota; Metazoa; Chordata; Crocodylia; Alligatoridae
Gene: PRR13
Product: proline rich 13
Exons: 3
Coding region: 189-647 (152 amino acids)
Cellular component (GO): nucleoplasm
Source: RefSeq, a predicted model, not a curated record